AUGGCAAAGGCAAAAACCGAAAGCUUGCCCAACCGGCACAUGUAUACCAGGGUAUCUUACCUGCACCAAGCCGCCUGUUACUUGUCGACGGUGCAGCCGACAACCCCCAACUCAAACCCAACAUCGCAGGAGGAGCCCCACGAUAAUGCUCAGGCUGACCGGGGCAAGCACUCAGCAAGCGAAACGGUCGCCCGCCGCCUCGUUUCCGACAUUCGAGCCGUCUCUCUCAAGGCUCAGAUUCGCCCCAGCCCGGCAGUCAAGCAGAUGAUGUGCAAGUAUUGCGACAGUUUGCUUGUGGAGGGAAAGACUUGCUCUACGACGGUUGAGAACCUGAGCAAGGGCGGCAAGAAGCCGUGGGCGGACGUCAUGGUCACCAAGUGCAAAGCGUGCGGCAAUGUCAAGCGCUUCCCAGUGAAUGCCGCCCGUCAGAAGAGACGGCCAUUCCGUGAGGCUAAGGAUGUGGGAAAAGAUGUCGAAAUGACGCAGCCGGCAGACACGGCACCUCAACAGGCAAUUGGUGGUGAAUGA
Colletotrichum karsti is the source of this 528-nucleotide messenger RNA. RefSeq names its product RNAse P Rpr2/Rpp21/SNM1 subunit domain-containing protein. Gene Ontology annotation, cellular component: nucleolar ribonuclease P complex. Lineage: Eukaryota; Fungi; Ascomycota; Sordariomycetes; Glomerellales; Glomerellaceae. The transcript has a single exon. Bases 1 to 528 code for a protein of 175 amino acids. The record is from RefSeq and is a predicted model, not a curated record. Gene Ontology annotation, biological process: tRNA processing.